Kalmanozyma brasiliensis GHG001 is the source of this 510-nucleotide messenger RNA. RefSeq lists its product as uncharacterized. The transcript is spliced from 3 exons. The coding region runs from base 1 to 510 and encodes 169 amino acids. The record is from RefSeq and is a predicted model, not a curated record. NCBI's taxonomy places the organism in Eukaryota, Fungi, Basidiomycota, Ustilaginomycetes, Ustilaginales.
AUGCAGCUACUUCGCCUUUUUGGGGUCGUCGUCAUCGCUCUCGUCGUGCCAAGGAUCCUCGGCACAGCCAGCGCCGCGGACAUGCCAGCCAUUGUCGAGAAGUUCGAAGAGACCAAGGAUCUCUGGAACAAGUUGCAUGACAGUCACUAUGUCAGCGGCACCUACUCGACGCCCAUCGACGGGCCCUCGCCACCGUGGCAAAGCUUCUUGAAGACAUACGGACACGAUGUUGCCCAGGAAGAUCUGAGGCAGCCCGAAACAAUGCCCAUGUUCAAAAACAUCUACCGACUGGUGCAUUAUCCGAUGCGCUACAGCAAGAUCACCAUCCAUGGGGAGGGCGGUCCGCGCAUCGUCAUGUCCAGGCUCAUUACGCGAUACGCGGAGCAUCUGGACAAACAUCCGCAUCUCGUCGACGUCUACUGGCACAUGAGUCGGCCCAGUAACGCCGCGAGCUUGCUCGUGUCCCCACCUGCAGAGCACGUCGAGGACAACUUCUUUGUUUCCGACUGA